Molecule: messenger RNA, 2430 nt
Organism: Acanthocheilonema viteae
Lineage: Eukaryota; Metazoa; Nematoda; Chromadorea; Rhabditida; Onchocercidae
Source: the annotation of a GenBank genome assembly
AUGCAUUGGUAUGAUAGAGUAUACGAUCCAUGCAGACAUUCCAACGGAUAUUCCACACCUGAUGCAUACUAUGGACCCGGUCAAGUUAUUACGAAAGGGAGUGAGCAACAACAUAAAACGUUUUCUUAUGCUGAUUAUCGUUCGGGAAGGGAAGUUCGAUUAUAUGGUAUUGUAAACCGACUUAUUCCGGGUACAGACGCUGAUUCUCUAAUAAGUCAGAUUGUUAACGAUUUACUACCUUUCGAUCGUACAACGGACCACAUAUUGAACAAAGAUCCAUCUGAUCGAGAUAUAUACUGUUUGCUGGAUGAAGUGUUGCGCAAGGUUCAUAGAAUUAGCAUAAAUGGCAAUGCUGAAGUCAGAAGUUCACUUAUUGAAAAUGAAUUACGUGAAUCAGUUGAAGCGGAGAUGAACAAUUUACGAGAUGGAAAUUGUGUAAAUCCAACCAAUGAUGUAAAUCUAGCAAGCUUCACACCAAUGAAUCUACCAAAUAGUGAAACGGUAGUAGAGAAAUUGAAUGUGAUGGAGUUUCUCAAUUUCUACAAGGAUAUCAUUGAACGAGUCGAUCAGGCAGCGAAUGAGGAUGAACAAAAGCAAAAGAAUUCAGCUCCAACCAAUCAAGUUAAUCUAUCCGCUCCUCCAUUUAAUCAAUAUGACGAAUGCAUGCCACAAGAAUCACAAUUUCAGUACCCUAAUCAAUAUCCUAAUCAGUGCCCCAAUCAAUAUCCUAAUCAAUACCCCAAUCAACAUCCUAAUCAAUACCCCAACCAAUAUCCGAGUCAAUACCCCAAUCAAUAUCCAAAUCAAUACCCCAGUCAGUACCCCAAUCAAUAUCCUAAUCAAUCCCCCAAUCAAUAUCCUAAUCAAUCCCCCAAUCAGUACCCCGAUCAAUAUCCCGAUCAAUACCCCAAUGAAUAUCCCAGUCAACAUUCCGAGCAAUAUCCCAAUCAAUACCCCGAUCAAUGCCUCAAUCAAUACCCUGAUCAAUACCCCGAUCAACACCCCAAUCAAUACCCCAAUCAGUACCCCAAUCAAUACCCCAAUCAAUACCCCAAUCAGUAUCCCAAUCAAUACCCUAAUCAAUAUCCUAAUGAAUAUCCUAAUCAAUACCAUAAUCAGUAUCCUAAUCAACAUCUUAAUCAAUACCCUAAUCAGCAAUCCGCUCCACAUCUUGAUCAAUAUCCCAUGGAAAACUCUUAUCCUUUUCUUGAACCAGCUUCAUAUGACAAUAAUGACAAUCACCUGUAUGGAUCUUCUCAAUCAAUGAAUUCAAAAAAAGGAGGUGGUUUCGGUAUUAGGAAAUACGUGCCUGGCGGUGCAGCUUUACCGCCUAUUCCGGAAUCAGUUGAAGGAACUGAAAAACGAUGGAAUGGGAAAGAUGAAUAUCAGAGGAAUGGUUAUAGACGAUGGAAUUGCAACAUACCCAAUAAUCAUUUUGUGACAUCACCUAUUGUGGAAGUUGAUCACAGCAGCAAUAACAAUGAAUUCCAUCCAAUUGGAAAAGCAGAAGCUUUUGAUCCAGACUAUACAGAGAAUAAUGAUUACAAUGAAUGCGGUGAAGUAAGAAACACGGGAAAUGAUGAUAAGAUUAACAUGUUUUAUUCUUCAAGUUAUGGCGAAAAACUUUAUACCAAUUCGUCAGCUGCACUCGUCUUUGUUUAUGGCAACAAAAUGUUCAUUGGUAGUAUCGGCGAUUCACGAAUCGUUCUGUUGCGCCAAAAAUGUCAUUAUUUGGAUGUGAUGUAUUUGAAUGAGCCACCACUUGUGUGGUAUCCUAUUGUUUCGUCAAAAUAUCCAACCUUCAAAAGUAGACGUUACAUUCUAUUUCAAGAACCAAUCGUUCGUGGUGGAUUUGUGCUUAAUGAAUAUUCGAUAUAUCUUUUAAUGUUCAAUGAUGGUGUCGUUACAAACAUGUUGAAUUUUGAUGAUCAGUGCCGUACUUCCAAUGAAAUAAACCGAAGAGCUGCUCAUAUGAUCUUCAAAAUUCUUGAAAAGUAUCCUGUAAAAGAUAUCUCACAAAGAUUCAUAGCACACAUCAGACAUAGUUGCAAUCGAAAAUACAAAUCAGAUGUCGAACAAAAUGGUUUGAAACGAGAGGGCAUGUCGUUUCUGUUUGUUGACAUCAAAGAAUUGGUUCCAAAAAUUCCAACCUACGAUGAGCUUUUGAGUGCUUAUAAACCGCAGCUGAAACUACUGGAUUCAGAUCUACGACCACAUCCAGAAAUGACAGAAUACAGAUCUCUGUUGGAACCGGAUGAGGAAGUAAUGAAGAAUCUUUCAUCGAUGGAUAAGGUAUCUGAUAUGUUACAGGAAAUACACGAUCGUGAGGAAAGAGAACAUCAAGCAGAAAUAAUGAAUAAUUCUAUGGUUAAUGAUAAUACGUGGAUAUUUGUAAGAAGCGAUCUGAAUGGAACUGGACUUUUGAAGUGA